GGAAGCACUUGCCGGCACUUCCGGUGGUCCGGGACCCAAGGCUUCCUCGGAGAUGUCUUGGGUCCGAGCGGUUCCCGAGAUUCCCAGCUCUGGGGAUCAGGACGUGUUUGACGAGGAAGCGGACGAGACUCUGUUAGUGCAGCGGGAAUGGCAGGGACACAUGAGGAGACGAAUCCAAGAAGGUUACAGAGAUGGAAUAGAUGCUGGCAAAGCAGUUACUCUCCAACAGGGCUUCAAUCAAGGUUAUAAAGAAGGUGCAGAAGUCAUUAUAAACUAUGGAUUACUCAGAGGAACAUUGAGUGCUUUGCUCUCCUGGUGUCACCUUCAUGGUAAUAGUUCAACUUUGGUCAGUAAAAUCAAUAAUCUUCUGGACGCAGUUGGCCAGUGUGAAGAGUGUGUGCUCAAACGUCUGAAGUCAGUCGCUCCACAGCCCCAAGUUACAGAUUUAUUGGACUCCAUUGAGGAUAUGGACCUUUGUCAUGUAGUUCCAGCUGAGAAAAAGAUUGAUGAAGUUAAAGAUGAAAGACUCUGUGAAAAUAGUGCUGAAUUUAACAAAAACUCUGACAAGAGUCAUAUCCGGACAGAUUGUUCACAUUCAGAAUGUUGCAGAACACAAGAGCAUGAACAUUUAGAAAAGCCAAGCCUCACUUGGAUUCUGGAACAGACAGCUAGUUUAGUGAAACAGCUGGGAGUGUCAGUAGACGUAUUACAGCACCUGAGACAACUCUAAAAUUAUCUCCCCUUUUGGAGUGCAAGUAGUGCUCACAAAUUUUCCUUAGAGCAUUGUGUUUCUAAAAAAGGUAACCAUUGGUUGAAUAUUUAACAUGUAGUUACCCCUUGUGGAAGUAUAAGGGGCUCUGUGCUAACAUUAGUAAAUGGAAUAUAAGCCUUUGUCUUUGUUAUUGGUAAUUUUUUAGCUUUAGAUAUGCUCAGAAAUCCUCAUUGUCAUUUUCAAGUUUCUAAUCAAAAUCUAGUCAUUUUUAGACUAGCAAAACCCAAGAUCAAGGGGAAAAAAAUCUAAUGCUACUUUCUGCUUCUGUCAGUAUCAGGUGGUUUAGGAUCUCAUCACCAGCAACCAAACCAGAGUUGCCAGAAAUAGCUUAAAGUAGUUGUGUAAAUAGCAAUACAUUGAAAUCAAGAGACCUUAGAAACUGACACAAUAUUUAUAUCAUUGAUUAAAUAAUUAAAAGCCAAGUGUUAAAAUUGACCUUAUUUACAUAUUGGUUAUAGACCUUCAAUUCUAUGAAAAAUAGAAAAAAUACAUUUCAUAUUGAACUAUAAAGAACUGCUUAGUUUUCUAGGUAGUGAGUAGUUGGCCAUGUUUUCUCAAAACAGACUAUUUCUGAACUGUAGCCUUGUUAUUUACAUUGGAAUAAAACACUGAGCCCAUUGACUUAUAUUACUUCAACAUGAAAAGUGUAAUAUAGCAUAGGCAGGAUCAUAUUCAGAUUUUUGUUCCUUGACUUAGAUAUCAGGAAAGGAUUUUUCAUCACUUUUCCCCACCUGGAGUUAAUAUGAAAUGCCUGACUUGAGAGGCACCCAAGUAAUUGUCCCAUACUGACAGCUUCAGUUGCUGUUUGGCCAGUAUUUAGCUAUGCUGAGAGAUGCUGCCCUAGUAAGAAACUAGCAGGAACACCUAAGGGACUGCGAAAAUAAUCUACUGGUUUCUUAGAUCCCUCUUUAAAAUGCACAGAAUAUUAAGAAAUUGAGGCAGCAAAUUUGGAAGUAAUGUUGUUUCCGGUGUGCUAAAACAUGCUUAAGGUAUCAGAGUGACAUUUGAUGGCUUAUUUUCUUUUUUUUAUUCUGAAACUUAAUUGUAGUACUGGAGAUUGAACCUAGGACCUCAUGAGUGAGUUUUAAACUAAAACUCAAAUCUAUAGAAUAUCAUAAAUAAUAGUCUCUAGAGCAGCAGUUCUCAACCUUCCUAAUGCUGCAACCCUUUAAUACAGUUCCUCAUGUUGUGGUGACCUCCAACCAUAAAAUUAUUUUCAUUGCUACUUCAUAACUAAUUUUGCUACUGUUUUGAAUCAUAAUGUAAAUAUUUUUGGAGACAGAUUUGUUAAAAGGGGUCAAGAUCCACAUGUUGAGAACCUCUGUCCUAAGGUGUCACUGUUGUUCUGUCCUGUAUGUUAUAGAAAUAACCACCUCUAACAAUGCAUCUCAAGAUGGCUACUCUAGGUAAAGAUUUGAAUGUAAUAAAUCCUGAGAUUUUA
Messenger RNA from Cricetulus griseus (Chinese hamster), 2213 nucleotides. The record is from RefSeq and is a predicted model, not a curated record. NCBI's taxonomy places the organism in Eukaryota, Metazoa, Chordata, Mammalia, Rodentia, Cricetidae.